This is a messenger RNA of Oldenlandia corymbosa var. corymbosa, 2236 nucleotides long. NCBI's taxonomy places the organism in Eukaryota, Viridiplantae, Streptophyta, Magnoliopsida, Gentianales, Rubiaceae. The record is from the annotation of a GenBank genome assembly.
AAUCUCCCUUCCCAGUCCCAAUUUUUCUUUUUGGGACAUAUCUUAAGGUACUUUUUGGGACAUAUCUUAAGUAAAUAGUUCGUACCAAAAAACCAAUCUCAGCAAUGGCGUCGCGGUUUUUGGCUCCAACCAUGUCGAUCCUAGUGGGGAUUCUGCUGCUUUUUGUGCACACAUCUCCAGUAGGCGCGGCAGGGGAAGUAUACAAAGAUCCAAACCAGCCUGUGGAAGCCAGAGUGCAAGAUCUUCUGCAGAAGAUGACGUUGGCUGAGAAAAUCGGACAGAUGACACAACUUGAGAGGGAGAACAUGACUGCUGAAAUCAUCAAGAACAACUUCAUUGGCAGCUUGCUCAGCGGUGGAGGAAGCGUGCCGAAAACAAAUGCAACUGCCAAAGAUUGGGUUGAUAUGAUAAAUGAGUUCCAAAAGGGAGCUAUGUCGACUCGUCUAGGCAUUCCAAUCAUCUAUGGCAUUGAUGCUGUUCAUGGUCACAAUAAUGUGUACAAAGCCACAAUUUUCCCUCACAAUGUAGGCCUUGGGGCUUCAAGGGAUCCUGACCUAGUCAAGAGGAUUGGUGCUGCUACUGCCCUUGAAGUUAGAGCAACAGGCAUUCCAUACGCUUUCGCUCCUUGUAUCGCGGUUUGCAGAGAUCCAAGAUGGGGAAGAUGCUAUGAAAGCUACAGUGAGGAUCACACAGUUGUGCAACAGAUGACAGAACUGGUGACCGGUUUACAAGGUGAUGCUCCGAGUGGAUAUCCUGAAGAUUAUCCUUACCUUGGUGGAAAGACUAAGGUGGUUGCUUGUGCAAAGCACUAUGUUGGUGAUGGAGGCACAGUUAAAGGAAUCAAUGAGAACAACACACUCAUUGAUUGGAAGGGACUCCUCGACAUUCACAUGCCCGCGUAUCCCGACACAAUCAGGAAGGGUGUUGGAACGGUUAUGAUUUCUUACUCCAGCUGGAAUGGCAAGAAAAUGCAUGCUAACUAUGAUCUUGUGACCACCCACCUCAAGGGUGUUCUAAAAUUCAAGGGAUUUGUUAUCUCUGAUUGGCAAGGGAUUGACAGAAUCACGUACCCAGAACACUCAAACUACACCUACUCUGUUGAAGCCUCUAUCAAUGCAGGACUUGACAUGAUAAUGGUUCCCUACAACUACAAUGAAUUCAUUGGCAUCCUAACCCAACUAGUACAAAAGAAUUACGUCUCCAUGAGCAGAAUUGAUGAUGCAGUUGCUCGGAUUUUGAGAGUUAAAUUUGUAGCAGGGCUUUUCGAGAAUCCUUAUGCUGACCUCAGUCUAGCAGAUCAAAUCGGAAGCAAGGAUCAUAGGGAGUUGGCUAGGGAAGCUGUGAGGAAAUCAUUAGUCCUCUUGAAGAAUGGAAAGAACUCAAAUAGUCCUUUACUUCCUCUACCUAAAAAAUCAGGCAAAGUUUUGGUUGCUGGAUCUCAUGCCAACAACAUUGGUUUACAAUGUGGAGGUUGGACCAUCACAUGGCAUGGAACACCAGGAAACAACUACACCACUGGAACCACAAUCUUCGACGGGAUCAAAUCAACAGUUGAUCCCGGAACAAAGGUGAUCUACAGGAACAACCCAAGUGACAAAUUCUUGAAGGACACGAAAUUCGACUACGCGGUUGUGGUGGUUGGAGAGGUUCCUUAUUCUGAGACCCAAGGGGACAACUUGAACUUAACAAUACCUCAACCUGGACUAGAUACAGUUCAAACAGUCUGCAAGAACAUCAAGUGCGUCGUCGUGUUGAUCUCCGGAAGACCCCUCGUGAUCGAGCCUUACCUUUCGGACAUGGAUGCACUUGUCGCAGCAUGGCUUCCGGGAUCUGAAGGAAAAGGUGUGGCAGAUGUGCUGUUUGGAGAUUUCCCUUUCACUGGAAAACUUCCAAGAACUUGGUUCAAGAGGGUAGACCAGCUACCAAUGAAUGUAGGAGAUGCUCAUUAUGAUCCAUUAUUUCCAUUUGGUUUUGGAUUGGAAACUCACCCUGCUGCUGCUGCUAAGGCUCAGUAGAAUGCAACACUUAUAUCUACUACUACUAUAAGCAUUUUGAUAUGAAAUUCAUAUCUGGAUAUAGAGUGAGAGAACUUAUUACUUAUGUACGGCGAAAAGAAUAAAUUAUCAAUAAAUAAAUUCCUACUUCUUACAAUUUGAUCUUUUCUUUUUAUUAGUCCCCACCCACCCCCCCGGCUGAAAGCGCAUCAUAAUCAACCAGUUAAACUAUUUUUUUUUUU